Messenger RNA from Erigeron canadensis, 1389 nucleotides. RefSeq names its product protein trichome birefringence-like 8. NCBI's taxonomy places the organism in Eukaryota, Viridiplantae, Streptophyta, Magnoliopsida, Asterales, Asteraceae. The record is from RefSeq and is a predicted model, not a curated record. Gene Ontology annotation, molecular function: O-acetyltransferase activity. Bases 28 to 1293 code for a protein of 421 amino acids. The transcript is spliced from 4 exons. Gene Ontology annotation, cellular component: Golgi apparatus.
CUCAUUCAACCAAAUCCUCCUCUUCUAAUGGAUCUUCAUCAAGACACACAACCCCAAAAACAUCUCCAUUUUUUCAUCCUACCAUUUCCUAAUAAAAAAGAAUUCGCCUAUGCUUUCAUCUUCUUCAUUUUUCUUCUAAUUACCUCUAUUGUUUUUUCCAACUUCCUUAACCCUUUUUACCCUCAUUUUCUCCUUCCUUUUAACUUCUCCAAAACCCUACAAGAUACCCAAAUCCAAAACACAUCAUGUGAUUAUUCAUAUGGCCAAUGGGUUUGGGACGAAACUUACCCGGCCCAAAAGUACGAUGAGGAUUGCCCAUUUCUUGACCCGGGUUUUCGAUGCCACCGUAAUGGCCGGAAAGAUGUUGAGUAUGUUAAAUGGAGAUGGCAACCUCAUGGAUGUGAUCUACCAAGAUUUGAUGCACAAGAUUUUCUCGAACGAAGCAGAAACGGAAGAAUAGUUUUCGCUGGAGACUCCAUUGGAAGAAAUCAAUGGGAGUCUCUACUAUGUAUGCUUUCACAAGGAGUCUCAAAUCCUUCAUCCACAAUAUAUGAAGAGCGCGGAAACCCCAUAACCAAACACAAAGGUUUCCUUUCCAUCCGGUUUCAAGAGUAUAAUUUAACCAUCCAAUACUACCGUGUCCCUUUUCUUGUUGUCAUUGACGAUCCACCUGAAACUGCGUCUCAAAAAGUCCAACGGGCCAUUAGGGUUGAUAAACUACACCGGUUCUCUUCAAAAUGGGCCGGAGCAAACAUUCUUGUCUUCAGCGCGGGUCACUGGUGGAACCAAGACAAAACACACAAAAUGGGGUGGUAUUUCCAGGAAAAAGGGAAAUUGAACAUGACAAUGGAUGUCAUGGAGGCAUUUGGGAAGUCUCUGCAAACAUUGAAGUUAUGGGCCUUCAAGAAUUUGGAUCCCGAAACCAGCCACAUUUUCUUUAGAAGCUAUUCUCCUGUACAUUAUAGGGAUGGAGAAUGGAACACCGGUGGACAUUGUGAUCGUAGCAUGGCACCAGAACUAGACUACAAAAAUCCGGAAACUGAACCUUUAAACAAUCAGAUAAUUAUGAAUGUGGUUAAACAGAUGGAAAUUGGAAAACAAAAAGUCCAAUUCUUGAACAUUACUUAUCUAACAGCUAUGAGGAAUGAUGGUCAUCCUUCACGAUACCGUGAGCCAGGUACACCUCAAUCGGCUCCACAAGAUUGCAGCCACUGGUGUCUACCCGGUAUCCCUGACACAUGGAAUGAACUUUUAUAUGCUCAACUUUUGUCUAGUGGAUUUAAAACAAGGUGAUCAAGAAGAAAAGUGUGCCAGUUGGCUAGAAGUUUUUUCUAUGAUGCAUCGUAUUUGGGCUACUAAUCAUGGAGCAUGGGGAACGUGUGGUUUACC